AAUAUAUCCGAACAAUAUGAAUUGAAUCCGGAAGAUGCCGAAGCGUUGGAAUUUGCUGAUACCGUUGAGGCAAUCAUUGAGAGCAACAUUUCCUCCAGCGAUUCCACCUUCCCUCGAGGUCUACCUCCAACAAUCUCUGAUCGGUUUGUUCGCUUGGCCAGUGCCACUGCCCAGUCGGAUUUAGGCACAAGUGUGGUCCCGUUCGGUGCAGAGGACGACACCAAAACACAAACCACUCUGGACUGUUGGUUUAUAGAAAAUCGUGAUCACGCGGAAGAGACCGGAGAGGAAGUGGACGAUAUUGUUUCGGAAUCCGGCCUGAUUUUUGACUCGCUUCCAUCGCCCCGUCAGCAUCAUCAUCACCAUCGUGACCAUCACUACCGUCAUCGCCACGGUCUGAAAACAGAAACUGGCAAGGUCGUUUCUGCUGAUCUUGAAGAGACAAGUACAAACCAAACGGAAACUGGAAACGAGAAACUACCCAGGAAAGAAGUCGUUGUCACACAGACUACUCAGUUCCCGCCGUCCAUGCUACGACAAGCAAGCUCUCCUGCUGCGGUCACUCUAACUUCAAAACCCCCUAAACCUCCGAGUUCCGAGGACCCCUAUAGGAUUUCCAUCUUUUCCAGUUCUAAAACCAACCGACAGCUACGACGCCGAUUACGACGACCCAGACCACGCGGAGGGGUGAUGUCAUCCUCGAUUGAUCACUCUGAUGACUCUCAAUCUCAAAAUCAACCGACUCAACCUUUAUCUUGGGAUGAAGCCUCAGACUGUCUGCGUCUCCCACCCGGAUUAAUCCCGGUUUUCGAUCCAAAUCCGGGAUGGACAAAUGCGCCCGCAACUACGCCUUUCGUACUGUGCAAUCCACCCUCCAAAAAUCGAUCGUAUCACAUAAGAAGCAAGCCUCAAGAAAUAAAAGAUGAAACUCGUAUUGCGCUGUUUUUGUCUGCUUUCGAUGGGAACACAUGUGUCGUCAAAGUUCCGUUGGUGAAUAAGGAUACUACCUUGUUCCGAUACGUUCAGGAUUUGUGCCAUCAGGUUUACGAAAAAUCUACACCACUGCCUGAGAAAACCGAAGAUGCUACUGCUGAUCGCACAAAUGAAACAAGUGACGGGACAAAGUCCGCACACACAGAGAAAUUGGCGCCCAAAGUUUUGGUACUCAAAUUAGGUUAUCGACUUUGGCACCCUUCGGAUGAGAUCUGUUCACAUGGAUCCGCGAUAUCGGCCUAUAAUCUGCUCAGCCGUGAUGAUCUCCGUCUAACUCCGGCUAUGCAACAUCCAAUCGAGUACACCGAUACCGGAAUCAAGGUCACAAUGCUGAACGAAAUUCCAGAAAAUCCGGAUGAUCAUAUGUUCUGCGAGGUCAAAUCACCUAGUCCAGAUUUGUCCGCACAGCCCACUGCUCCGGAGCAACUGUUGCACUUACUCACCCUGCUCUAUCAGCUAUCUGGUUUAGAUGAUCACUCAGUGAGCCUGGGAUCAGUCGGAGACAUGGACGUAUCAGGCAGCUCACAUGUGGCUACUGGUGAGACCAAAUCGCAAGUCACAUCUACUCCAAUUCGGGCAGCUCCUCGUUUUUCGCUUACUCCGCAGAGCAUCCGGAAAGGUUCUGUUUUAUCACAUUCUGGUUGUAGUGGUGGUGGUGUAGGGCCUAUCCAACCCGAUGAUUUUGUGUCUCGUCGAUUGACUAGAAAAUUACUCCGUCAAAUUCGCGAUCCAUUGGCCUUAUCAUCCGGCGCGCUACCUGACUGGUGUUUCGGCCUCAGUCAUCGUCUGGCUGCACUGUUCUCAUUUGAUUCUCGUCUGGAGUUGUUAAAGGCGCACGCAUUUGGACCAGCUAGGUCAGUCAUCUGGCUUCAAAAUCAGCCUCCAAUCAAGAACAGCGGGACAUCGAACAAUCCACUGAGCCGUUCACACAGUGAUGGCAGUUCAACUAGCAGUGGCACACAUCGUACGCGACAGAAUGCGGUUACAGCUGCGCACACCUUAGUUCUUUCCGCACUCACUGGGCAGAGGGAUUCCAGCCAUUUACUAAGUCCAAGCACUGCUUCCGAUGUGCUUUUACUUCGUCCGUCUAUUUUGUCUCAACUAACCACAGCCUCCUCAGCUACGCGACCUACAACCACCAUCGUCGGAGAUGUCACUGGUGUCGGUGGUAGUCACAAUAGCGUUCUUCCUCUGGAUCAACCGGCGCAUAUGGAUAAUCCACUUCUCGGUACUCUUCUGACCAGUUUGGGAUUGACUUUGCCACCGGGAUUCUCACUGCGUAGCAAUUGUUCUCGGGAUUUGAGUGAGCUGUGGAGUUGCCUGCUAUCACGAACUGUUCGAGCGCAUAACGGUGCUCAAGGGGAGACCCGCACCGCGACGAAUGUCGGUCGGUUGCACAAGGAAUUUGUUCGUCUACCUCGUAUGCCCCGUGAAUUGGUCGGUAUGACUGAGCAAGCUCAAGCACAGCGCAAUGUUUCAGACGACUCAGCCGACAGUUUUAUGUCUACUUUCUGGGAUUGGGCUGCCUGUUUGAUGGAAGAGCAUGCCUCCCGAAAGUCCGAGUUGGAAAUUCAGUUUAUCGGAGAAGAUGGGACUGGCCUCGGACCAACACUUGAGUUCUACUCGCUUCUCGCUGCCGAGCUUCGUCGUCGCGAUGGUCUGAUGUGGGUUGUAGACGAUAGUUCCAAUACAUCGGAUGAUCCUUCGGAGGAUAGCCGUCCCGCAUUGCCUACUGUGGCCAGCAAAGCGACUAUCGGAAGCAGCACUCACUCGCGAUUGUAUCAAGCGGAUCAAUCUGCUUCAAGCACUGAGAUUAAGAAUGCGGAAGCAGCGGAAGAUGAAAAUUUCGACUUGACCGUCGAAGCGAAUGCCUAUGUUAACACGGCCCAUGGUCUGUUUCCUGCCGCAUGGCCACAAGACCGCAUACCCGAACAAGUCCUUUAUCGGUUCUACAUCCUUGGCAUCACAGUGGCUAAAUGCUUACAGGACAAUCGACGCAUAGAUCUUCCAUUCUCUCCUCCAUUACUGAAACUCCUUUCUUGCUACGGGAACGUAUCACGUCUAAGGCAACAGAGUCACCUUCCAAGGAGCGAUUCGAACUCAGAACGUAAAUCAGGGGACUUCACAUCCGUUGCACGAGCAGAAAGUGUGUUGACCUCAUUGGCACCAGUCAGUUACUAUUAUCCCUCCAUACUCCACUCCUUUGGGUUGUCUGCUACAGAUAGAAAUUCAGAGUCGGAAAUGGGCGAAUUUAUGCUUUCACCGCGGUACCGGCUCUUGCACGAUGCAUCAUCCGGUUCCACAGGGUCUUCCCAUUGGAUGUCAAAUCUUCUUGGAUUAGAAGACUUUGAACUGAUCUAUCCAGAAAGGGCUCGAUUCUUCCGACAGGCUGUAGAAUUCUGUCGUCGCAAGUAUGCUGCUGGUCUUCAGUCCAGUCCACCACACACGGUGAAUCGGGAUACCUUGGAAGCCCUGGCUUCUGAGAUAUUUGGAUGCACUGUGGAACAGAUGUGUCUCAGUAUGGAAUUCCUUCCCACAUCUAAGAUGUUCGCUGGUACCGGUAUCCGUCUGUCCGAUGUUUACGACUGGGAAGUGAGUCCCGUGACCGACUCAUCUGCUUCACCCCAGUUCGGUCUUCCCGAUGAAUUAGAUCUCAACACAGCAUCAAGUGAUCAAAACUGGGCUGGAGUAGAUGACAACGAGGCCGAACCGGUCACCGUAUACAAUAUGGAACAGUACGUGUUACGUACACUUGGUUAUUGCUUGGACAAGGGUAUCAGAAAACAAAUGGAUGCAUUCCGAACCGGGUUCGAACUAGUUCUUCCUCUGGAUUGGCUCGCACUGUUCAACGGGCGCGAGUUGGGACAACUAAUCGCUGGGGAUUCUGUCGCCCAAUGGUCUCGUGAAGAUUUGCUGGCGUACACAGUCCCCUGUUUCGGAUUCACCCAUCAGUCACCCACAUACCAGAUGCUAAUCAAUGUGUUGUGUAGUUUCAACGCUCUCGAACGUCGUGCUUUUCUUCAGUUCACCACCGGUUGUUCCAGUCUACCUCCUGGCGGUCUGAAAAAUCUCCAUCCUCGUUUGCGUGUGGUACGAAAAGAUGCGGGCACCGGUGCAUUGCCUAGUGUGAACACUUGUGUACACUAUUUGAAACUGCCCGAGUACCAGACAGAAGAGGAACUUCGGACUGUUUUGCUUCGAGCCACCCGAGAGAUAGGCUUCUAUCUGAACUAA
Messenger RNA from Echinostoma caproni, 4227 nucleotides. NCBI's taxonomy places the organism in Eukaryota, Metazoa, Platyhelminthes, Trematoda, Plagiorchiida, Echinostomatidae. The record is from the annotation of a GenBank genome assembly.